AUGAAGAUAAAUAACUUUGCGUGUAUAAUGGCGGCGUCAAGUGGUUCGACGAGUCCCAUUCACUGGUCAUCAUGCUCACUUGAGUACUUAGCAUUGGCAUUUGAGCACGGAAUGGACUACUGCCUUCGCAACAAACCCGCAAAGUUAUUUGACAGCCCGAUCUGUGGCAACGGGUUCGUGGAGCCUGGAGAGCAAUGCGAUUGUGGGCUAAAGGAAAAUUGCGACAAUCCGUGUUGCAACGCCUCAACUUGCAUGCUGCAUUCAAAUGCCAGCUGCGCGACGGGGGAGUGUUGCGAUCUAAAGACAUGCAAACCCAAAAACGCCGGCGUUGAAUGUCGGAAUGCCGAACACGAAUGCGAUUUGUCGGAGUACUGCACUGGGCAGAGCGAAUUCUGUCCCAAAGACGUUUUCAAGAUCGAUGGAGAGAGCUGCAAUAUGGGCAAGGCAUUCUGCUAUCAAGGAAGCUGCAGGACUCACAAUGAUCAAUGUAAAUUGCUCUGGGGUCCCAGUGGCUCUUCCUCAGAUUCUCAAUGCUACAAUAUGAAUAACAAAGGCACCAAGUUGGGCAAUUGUGGAUACAAUCGAUUGAAUUCUAGUUACAUCAAAUGUGAUGAUCCAAAUAUUUUAUGUGGAAUGCUGCAUUGCAAACAUUUAAAUGAAAGACUGGAAUUCGGCAUGGAGUCGGUAGCAAUAUUGAGUCAUUCAUUCAUCAACAACGGUGGUAAAAUAAUAGCAUGCAGAUCAGCGAUGGUUGACUUGGGUCUCAAUCAGGUUGAUCCUGGAUUAUCACCCGACGGCGCUAAGUGUGCGCCAGGAAAAAUGUGUGUAAAUCAAAAAUGUAUGCCGAUAGCAGAUCUAAGAACAAUUACAGUUGGCCGUAAUAUAUGCCCAAAUAAUUGCGGUGGCAAUGGCGUAUGUAAUAGUUUAGGACAUUGCCAUUGUAAUCGUGGUUUUCGACCACCGGAUUGUGUUCAACCUGGAUACGGUGGAUCUGAUGACAGUGGACCUGCCGAAGAUCCUAAUGCGAGAAACGACUUCGUAACAGCUCUCUACAUAAUUUUCCUCGGUAUAGUACCGACAAUAUCAUUAAUAUCUUUCUUCGUUUGGUACCGAAAAAAUAAUCCAUCACGCCCCGGCUGGAAGAAGGAUAUUUUAUCACCACACGAACGUGGAUUCGUCAAGACGAUAGACCGACCGGCAUAUCCCCACCCACUGACCGGGAUCGAGACAAUAGACUCUACCUUAUCAUCGGAUCCAGCGUGCGCGAGUCUCCUUCCCAAGCCCGAGAACGAAGAAAACUUCAGGAACAAUAUGUUCGGGCACUUCAAAGGGUUCACACUUAAGCCGCUGCCAGAGGAUUCACAAACCAGCCCUCCACCCGUCCCAGGGUUCCCAGCCUUCGUCCCUCCCGGCCCAGCGCUGCCACCCCUGAACCCCGGUAGCACAGCCCGCCCUCUAAUUAGCAGUCCAGUCCUAGCUGCCACUACAUGCACCACAAUGGAACUGCCAGUUCCUACCCGACCGGCUCCAGAUGUGCCCGCUCGCCCCCUAGAGACACUCGAGUCAACUACUUCUCUGUCCCAGUCGUCGACAUCUCCCGCCUUAGCGUCCCUGCCCUCCAUUUCCAUUGACGACAGGUCCAAGUCGUCGACCCUUAACCGAAUUGCCUCCAUUUUGCGACCUCAAGCUCCAAAAACUCGCCAUCAGAAGGCGAUAAAGGUCGACAAAGAAAUCCUCCGUAAUCUGGAAAUUUCUGCCCCGAUUCCGCAGCAGAAUAUCCAGAUUACAGGGUCAAAUCUCGUACUGCCAAAUUCUACAGAUUCCGUAGACGGUUCAUUGGAAAUCUGCCCUAAAGUUUCAGAGGACAAAAAGGUAGUGAUGCGUGCACAGAGCAUGCGUGAUAGCAAACAACCAAGACCAGCAAUCCACUCGUUUGGGUCCAUGCGCUCCACCCUGAAGCGGCCUUCCUCAAUUCCAAACAAUCGGCCUACCGCGCCACCACCUCCAGUCCCCAAACAGGAGACCCUGAACCUGGAUCUCAAGAUUCCUGGGCUACCGGGCUACCAGACGCCGAUUACUCAAGCAAACUUAGUUGGGAAACAGGAGGAAUACGAUGACUGUAUGAACCUUGUCCGCGAGAAGUCUUGCGACAACAUCUAUGCGGUGAUCGAAGAAGUUGAUGAUAAAACUUACAAAGUCCCCAAACCGGUGGACAACGGACUCGGCCUCCUAGGAGAGAUUGUCUCUGAGAUUUCCCACAGAAACUUUGACUCGAUUUACUCGAGUUCAACUUUGAAAAGGAAGGAAAAAGAGAAAGCUGAUGGGAAUUACGUGAAUGCUAAUGCGAACCACUAUAAGUCUCCAGCUAGUAUUUACUCGAACUCCUCCACGGCUAUGUCCGCGGUCCUGUCAGAAACUUCUUCCGGAUACUUGCUACCCUCUGCUGUUAACGUGCCUUGUCUGGGAGGAAAAGCUCCUGGAAAUCUGGGAGAGAAAGGGAAGAUCGAGGACAAGUUGAAUAGGUUGGAGUCUAGCAAUCCGAAUGUCAAUGACUCGAUGUCCAAGGCUCUGGGGAUGAAACCUCCGAGUCCGGUCAAGGCCGGGAAGAAAGAAGAGAAUUUAAAGGGAAGAAAUUCUAUGAAUGAGAAAAGUCAGAAAAAAAAGAUUGGAAGACAAGAAUCUGAUGGGGGUCUUCAGGGGAAAGGCACUGGGAAUGAUGAUGGGAAGGUUAUAAGUCCUGAUGUUGUUACUAGUUGUAGUUCUACGAAGGCUACUGAGCCUGAUGUUUUAAGCGGAGGGAAUCUAGGAAGUACUGGAAGUUCAGACGGCAAAGGCGGAAAUUUAGGAAACAAAGGAAGAACUUUUGGUACUAAUCAAGCAAAUUUAGGAAAUAAUAAUAAGGGAAAUUUGGGAACUUAUGAAAAAAAUAUAGAAGAAAAUGGAAAUUUGGGAAAAAAAGGAAUGACUAGUUCAGUAAAGAAAAAUGAAGAUAAUAAAAAAAGUAAUAAAAAUUCAGAAGAAAUGUUGAGAAGUUUUACUGGGAAAGGGAGUUUUGAAAGUAGUGGAGGCUUAGGAGAUAAAGAAGGAAAUUCUAAAAGAAUUUUAGGAGUCAAUGGAAAUUCUGGAGUGAAAGAAGUCUUGGAAGAUGAUGGAAAGAAAGAAAAUUUAGGAAGAAAUGAAAGUCAUGAAGAAAAAGGGGGAAAUGACACGAAAGAUAAAACAAAGCCUCCAACAAUGAACAAAGGUAAAGUAGUCAUAAGACCCAGUAGUAUUGUUGCUAAAGCAGCGACAUUUGUUGAUCGGAAAAAAUCGCCAACUUACGGAGUGAAAUCAGUGACAUCAGGGUUGAAAACUCCUCCCUCGCCGUCCGGAAGCAAUAAGUCAGUAGGUGGCGUUGCGGGAACAAAAAGUUCGGUCACCGGUGGUAGUACUAAAAACUCCGUAGGGAGUGGAGCUGUUACUAAAGAAUUAGUUAAUAAAGUUGACAAAAAUCUGGGAAGUCCAGUUAAAAAAGCCGCUAGUAGCAAAACAAAUGUUGCGUCUUUACAACAGAAGUUUGAGCCGAAAUUUAUUAACAUGAACGCCGGAAAGAAUGUGAAGAAACCCGGGGGCAAGUAA
Messenger RNA from Cotesia congregata, 3618 nucleotides. Lineage: Eukaryota; Metazoa; Arthropoda; Insecta; Hymenoptera; Braconidae. The record is from the annotation of a GenBank genome assembly.